UGCACACUAUUUUACCACCCUUUUUUCUUCUUCUUCUUCUUGUGUUAAGUAUUAAUCUUCAUCUUCUCAUUAACCUUGUUACUUUCUUUCGAAGUUCUUGUAAAGAUUAAUGGGCGAUGCAAUGUAUGAUGAAGAGUGUGAUUAUCUGUUCAAAGCAGUUCUAACUGGUGAUUCUGGAGUGGGAAAAUCAAAUCUGUUAUCAAGAUUUGCGAAAGAUGAAUUCAGGUUGGAUUCAAAACCAACCAUAGGAGUUGAAUUUGCUUACAGAAAUAUCAGAGUUAGAGAUAAAUUCAUCAAAGCUCAAAUAUGGGACACUGCAGGCCAAGAAAGGUUCAAAGCGAUCACAAGUUCAUAUUAUAGAGGAGCCUUGGGAGCAUUGCUAGUGUACGACAUAACAAGGCGAUCGAGUUUUGAGAAUGUGAGAGCAUGGUUAGUGGAGCUAAGAGAAUUUGGCGGGGAAGACAUGGUGGUUAUUCUGGUUGGAAACAAGAGUGAUCUAGUUGAAUCAAGAGAAGUUGAGGAAAAAGAAGGGAAAGAGUUUGCAGAGAAAGAAGGGCUGUGUUUUAUGGAAACUUCUGCUUUGAAGAAUCUCAAUGUGGAGCAAGUGUUCUUACAAAUGAUCACAAAGAUAUUUGAAAUCACAAGCCAGAGAAGUUUGGAAGCCAAAAUGAAUGCAAAACCACUUAAGCUUUUGAAUGGGAGAGAGAUUUACUUAGCUGAUGAAGUCACUGCAACUAAACAGGCUCCUUGUUGUUCUUGAUGAUUUUGCAAGAAUCUUUUAUGUUUGGUUCAUCAACUUUUUGAUUGGUCUUUUUGUAUUACAUGUAAUUAUACAUGCUGAUUUUUAUAUGAUACAUGGAUUUUGAUAUCACGUGCUAUAAAAAAGGAUGGUAUUUUUUAGUGA
Messenger RNA from Lathyrus oleraceus (garden pea), 904 nucleotides. RefSeq names its product ras-related protein RABA6a. The coding region runs from base 110 to 760 and encodes 216 amino acids. Gene Ontology annotation, molecular function: GTPase activity; GTP binding. Lineage: Eukaryota; Viridiplantae; Streptophyta; Magnoliopsida; Fabales; Fabaceae. The transcript has 2 exons. The record is from RefSeq and is a predicted model, not a curated record.